UACUGGAGGGCAAUUAUAAAUUGAUAUGCAAUGUGUGAAUUCAGAAUAAGCAUAUCAAAUAUUGACAAAUAUAUCUUAUCAUAUGACAUCAUAUUAUAUUUCCAAAGAGUUAAUACCGAUCCAAAGCAGACACGAUGAACAGCGAAUUGAGAAGACAGGUACUAGGUUGUUUCAAGCAGUUACAUAGAACCCGACUGAAGGUUUUUGAGGGUGAUACAAGAGCACUAAUUGCUGCACGCCAGAGGAUAAAUGAAGAAUUUGCGAAAAAUAGAAAUAUUUCAGAUGCUGAAGAUGUGAAAAAGCUUGUUGACUUUGGACACCAGGUGGAGGAAGUUCUUUGUAAAAGUGUAGUUCAAGCUGUUCAGAAAGACGAUGGAGUAUAUACUGCCAAGAUUCGUGAUGAAACAACCAGACUGGAUAAUAAACCUUAUACCGAAAUGCCCGAGAGCUUGAUUGGCCCAUUCAAGAAAAAAAGGACAAAAUGCAGUGACCAGGAAAAGUAAAAUGUAAAAGUAAUAAAAAAAGAAAAAAGAAAAUAUGCACAUGAAAAGAGAAUUAUGCAUCUCUAUAUUGCAUGCCCUGUAUAUAUGUCUGUAAAUACCAGGUCUUAAGAUUAGCUUGUCAGGUUAUAAAGGACUAGCAGAUGAUUUAGAAAAUGAUAACUGCUCAGUCAUCUGAUUAGUUUGUUUUUUUCUCAUUUCUCAUCUUGUUAAUAGUAAAAGUAAUUAAGCAGAA
Penaeus vannamei (Pacific white shrimp) is the source of this 735-nucleotide messenger RNA. RefSeq names its product complex III assembly factor LYRM7. Lineage: Eukaryota; Metazoa; Arthropoda; Malacostraca; Decapoda; Penaeidae. Gene Ontology annotation, cellular component: mitochondrial matrix. The record is from RefSeq and is a predicted model, not a curated record. Gene Ontology annotation, biological process: mitochondrial respiratory chain complex III assembly. Gene Ontology annotation, molecular function: protein folding chaperone.